CGUCGCAGCCCUAGAGCGCACUCCAUGAAUCCGUGGGCUCCUCCAGUCCCCUCUAGGCUGCCCGGGGGGAUUUCCGCAUCUCUAUUGUCGACCGAAGGCGCCCCCCCGUCAUGCCCCGCGGCCAGGCCAGCGCCGCCCCAGGCGGAGACCCGCGGCUUCCGGUCUCGCGCGCUUCGAGCCCGCAGCGCCCGCGGAGGAGGGUCGCCGUCGGGUCGGCGCGCGCCCCGGCUGGGUCCCGAACCCCGGAAGAGAGACUACGCUUUCCCCUCCCUUGGGAGGCGCCGACCGCGACUCCGGCUCUGGGGCAGAGAAGCGGCAUGGAAGCCGAGGACCUCCAGGAGGAGCUGACCUGCUCCAUCUGCCUGGACUAUUUCGAGGACCCGGUGUCCAUCGAGUGCGGCCACAACUUCUGCCGCGGCUGCCUGCACCGCAGCUGGGCGCCGGGCGGCCGCCCGUUCCCCUGCCCCGAGUGCCGGCAGCUGUCGUCGCCCGCGGCCCUGCGGCCCAACUGGGCCCUGGCCCGGCUCACGGAGAAGACGCGGCGCCGCCGCCAGGGCCCGGUGCCCCCCGGCGUCUGCGGCCGCCACUGGGAGCCGCUGCGGCUCUUCUGCGAGGACGACCAGCGGCCCGUGUGCCUGGUGUGCAGGGAGUCCCAGGAGCACCAGGGCCACUCCAUGGCGCCUAUCGACGAGGCCUUCGAGAGCUACCGGGAAAAACUCCUUAAGAUUCAAUGUAGUCUGAUGGCCAAGAUGAAGAAAGCCAUGGAUUUACAGGACGUGGAAGUGAAGAAUGCUGCAGAGUGGAAGGAGAAGCUGAAGAAUCAGCGGUUAAGAUUCAGCACAGAGUUUGCAAAGUUGCACCGCUUUCUGGCUGAAGAAGAGCAACUGUUUCUUCAGAGACUGAGCAAAGAAGAAGAAGAGGUGAAGAAGAAGGGGAAAGAGAACAUGUUACGGCUCAAUCAAAUGAUCGCUUCCCUGAGGAAGCUCAUCGCAGAGGUCGGGGAGAAGAGCCAGAGCUCCACCCUGGAAUUGCUUCAGAAUCCAAAAGAUGUGUUGACCAGGAGUGAGAACCAGGAUGUGAAUUAUUCCCUUGAAGUUCUAAACGUGAAGACUGUGUGCCGGAUACCAAUGAUGAAGGAAAUGCUGAAGCGAUUCCAAGUGGCUGUAAAUCCAGCUGAAGACACAGCUCAUCCCAAACUUAUCUUCUCCCAGGACGGAAGAUAUGUGAAAAAUGGAGCAUCAGCCAGUUCUUGGCCAUUAUUUUCGACAGCGUGGAGCUACUUUACUGGAUGGAGGAAUCCUCAGAAGCCCACACAGUUUGCAGAGAGAUUUCAGCAUUUACCCUGUGUUUUGGGAAAAAACGUUUUCGCUUCAGGGAAACAUUACUGGGAAGUUGAGAACCGAGAUAGCCUGGAGAUUGCUGUGGGGGUGUGUCGGGAGGACAUCAUGGGGAUUGUUGAUAGUUCAAAAGUGUCCCCCAAUCUGGGAAUCUGGGCUAUUUGUUGGAGUCCUGCUGGCUGUCGGCCACUAACAAGCUUCCCUGUAAGUCCUACCAAGCAAGAGCCAGCUCUUCAACGGGUGGGCGUUUUCCUAGAUUAUGGGGCUGGGGAGGUCUCCUUCUACAAUGCUGUGGAUGGAGUGCAUCUGCACACUUUUUCUUGUUCUUUUGCCUCAUGUCUCCGGCCGUUUUUUUGGUUGAGUCCAUUAGCAUCUUUAGUCAUUCCAUCAGUGACUGGUGGGAAAUGAGGCUGUUCUUUCUCUGCCCAAGAGUCUUCCUAUACCCCAGCCCAGGGACAUACAUCCCUUGGUCCUCUUCUUUCACUUCAUGCAUAUUGAUCCUGGAUAGUACAUCAAUACUAUCCAUUCAGAUGCCAAUUUCAUGAUUUGUUUACCUCCCUGGCUGUCGUAUGCACAGACCACGUUGGUUGCCUUUCCAGUAACCACUUGCCCCACCCACUUCUCUCCUUCUCUUCUGAUUCUUCCUAAUUCAGCUGUUUAGUAUGCGCCCUCCACGUGCUUCAGGAGAGGCAGUCCCAUGCAAGGGGUUUCUGGCUAACGAGAUAGGAGGAGAAGUUUCCCAAGGUGCUUCUGGGGAAAGUUCUUGUAGCUUUUAAAGAGAUGUUAGAAGUGUGUGAAGGGGAAGACGCAGCCCCUCUGAUGGUAGCUGCUCUAUUGGAAUUGAGGAAAGCACAGUAACAGUGGAAAGGAAGAAGAAACAUGGUCUUUGUUGCCAUUGUUCAGUUGCUGAAAUUUCACUAAUCCCAAAUUUCUUGUUAUAUGAGAUUAUUGCUCCCUUAUUGUAUAAGGUGAUUGUAGUUUCGUUUUCAUCACUUGCGCUCUGAAGCAUCCCAACGUGCUAUAGACUCAUAGCAUGGACAUCUCACCUUAGCGGCUUAUCUCACCUUUUCUGAAAUGUGACGAAUUUAUAGAAUCUCUUUCUAUUUAGUCACGUAAUUCCUUCUCUUUCCAGUAACUUCUGAUAUCCCUCACUUUUCUGGAUCAGAAGAUUGAGGAAAUCUUCCCUUACUCUGCCCGUGUCGUUACUCUUCUUCACCUGACCAGGUCUCUGCCCUCCUGUGUUACGCUAUCCGUUUGUCAGAUUCAUACAUUGUAUAUACAAGAUAAUUAACGUCACACUGAACACGCUGGGAGCACUUGUUAAGUUUUCACGCCUCUUCACAUAAUGCUCUCGUGUGACUCUUGGGAACAGCUAGAUGAGAUGGAAAUUAAAAUACUUUUUUGUCAAGUGAGAGAGCAUACCUUUGGAGUAACUCGCUCCAUAUUGCUCAGUUGGCAAAUGGGAGCGUUGGGACUAAAUCCAGAUCUCUCUGAGGUGAAAGCCUGCAUUCUUCUCCUGUACGUUCAUUUGUGGGAUCACUUUGUGGGAUUGAUCCCACCAGUUCGUGAAGAUCCCACCAUGAAGAUUGUGGAUCAGCUUCAUCUUUGUUUCAGGUUUUUAUUUUGAUCUGUUUUCAUCUUGUAUGCGUAUUUUCCUCACUUUCUUCUCUAGAUGGCAUGCACCCAGAGGAUUAUGGCAGUUACUGGGUAGUUAUUUUUAAAAUAAUGAUUGUUUCUCUCUGGUUAUAAAAGUCAUGUUGUACUUAUUGUAGAAAAUUUGGAACAUAAAAAAAGUGUAAAGAAAAUUAAAAUUAUCAGUAAUCCCACCUCUACAACAUUUUAGUGUAUUUCUUCCCAGACUUUCCAUAGACUUUGAAAGACUUUCUGGCAGUGAUUUAAUGAGGCCUCUCACAAAACUUCCAGCAGCCUCCCUAAGCCCUCCUCCCCCUCCUAUGUCCCAGCUUAUCCUGGCUUGUCUUCCUGUCCAGCCUGAAUAGGAAGAAUGAACCCCCUCAUUCAGUUAUUUCUGCUGAGUCCUCCUUAACUCUUCAAGAUACUUGCUAUUAUGAGUUGAAUUGUGCCCUUCAAAAAGAUACGUUGAAGUCCUGACUGUGAAUGUGACCUUAUUUGGAAAUUAAGAUGAGGUCAUUAGGGCAGGCCCUAAUCCAAUAUGACUGGUAUCCUUUAUAGUUAACGGCAAAUUUGUACAUGCACACACACACACGGAAAUGCCCUGUGAAGAUGCUGAGGGAAGAUGGCUAUGGGAGAGAUUGACUUUAUGCUGCUAUAAGCCAAGGAAUACCCGGGGCUUCUAGAAGCUGGAAAAGGCUAGAAGCUUCUGAGGGAUCAUGUCCCUGUCACCACCUUGAUUUUGGACCUCUAGCUUCUGAAACUGAGACAAUUUUCUGUUGUCCAUCACCCAGUUUGUGGUACUUUGUUAUGGCAGCCCCAGGAAACUUCUACAGUUGCCCAUCAGGCCUUUCUCCAUCCCUGCCUGGUUAAUCUCCAGUCCUUGGGGAAACUCAUCCAUCCCUUUCCUUGGCUCUUCCUUCUGGGCUGUGGAACCAGGUUGACAGGUUCUGCCACGAAGUAUCUCUCUUGACUUCAAGUGGGCUCUUUGAGCUGCUUGGUAAACAAACUUUAUUUUUUUAAUCCCUUGAUUUCUUUUUAUAUCUCUGGUGGCAGUGAUUCCAAAUCUUUUCCUCUUUUCUCAAGCCUCUGUGAGCCCCGUGUCAUACUGCUGUAGGGAAGGUGAAACUUGACCUCUACCCAUUUUAGGUUUUCAGCUGGGACUCGAACAAAAAGACAGAUUAACAAGAGAAAAAACCAUGAUUUAUUCACACAUGCAGCACAUCAUGCAGGAGAAACCUAAAAUGAAUUGUAACUCAAAGCGGUGGCUUAGAAUUCUGGCUAACAUAGUAUCUUCAACAACAGUAAAUUUGUGGAGAAAUGCUAAAGGAAAGAAAUGACAGUUUUAGGCUGCCAAGGGUGGCAGACUGUGGGAACAUAAACGUAUGUGAGGAAACUAAUGGAGAAAUGUUUGCAGAUUCCCCUGCUGCUGUCUCUGAGCUAAGAGUUUGUCUCCAGUAAAGGAGAAUGUAUAUCCUGCCUUGAGGCAGAAACCUGGGAGUUUUUUUCUGGGUUUGCUGCUUAACUGCCUUCACCUCAAAAUAGUUUUUAUGUUAAAGAGGCAUAUUUUGGGCUGACACAUUGUGGUUUCCAUCACUACUAAUUCUUGCAAAGAACUUAUUUUUUACUGAGAAAAAAAAUGUUCUACUCUACCCUUCUUAUUUACAAUUCUUUGUUUCUUUUUUGAGUCUUGCUGUUGGCCCCUCUUAUCUCAGGUAUGGGAUGGGGCCCAGGUGUCAUAUUUAUUACAAAUAAAACAAACUCUUCUGAUGCUUCUCAUGCCGAACAGCAUUAAGAAUAAACUUGUAGUAGUUUUCA
Molecule: messenger RNA, 4784 nt
Organism: Equus quagga
Lineage: Eukaryota; Metazoa; Chordata; Mammalia; Perissodactyla; Equidae
Gene: TRIM4
Product: tripartite motif containing 4
Exons: 6
Coding region: 111-1745 (544 amino acids)
Molecular function (GO): protein binding; zinc ion binding
Source: RefSeq, a predicted model, not a curated record